AUGCCUCCUAUUCGAACUCGCGAUGGCGAGAAGAAGCCCUCCGAAUCACGAGCAGAGCCCGCCUUCAAGAAGCGCAAGGGUUUCAGUGUCGGCCCUGCAAACCUCCCCGAUGGCACAUAUCGGCGCAAGACCCAAAAAAUCAAGUCGGACCUGAUCCAAAAGGCCAAAGUUAAGAAAGCCUACGCCAAGAUCAAAGCCCAAGAACUCGCCACCAACACAUCAAAGCCCAUCUUCACCACGGCCGAAGAAGAAAAUACCGAAGACAAGCCCGAACCAGCUUCACUGGAACUACACCCUGACCGUAUCGCAAUGAUGAACGAGCCAGAGCCCGCGCCCGAACCUGCGCCGCGACCAGAACGUCGCCCCCGCGACAGAAGAGAGCGGAGACCCAAGCCUUCGGCGUUUUCCAAAGAGAUUGAGGUUGCGGAGAAGCGGAAACAGGCUGCCGAGGCGCGGCAAAGAGCUAUCGAGGCGAAACAGAAGGAUCGCGAGGCAAUGACGCGGGCUAAGCGACCGGAUCAAUUUGGGAAGAGGCGCCUGGGACGAGAGAGUAAUGUGCUGCUGAGUCGGGUGCAGCGCAUGGUUGGUCAAUAA
Penicillium subrubescens is the source of this 594-nucleotide messenger RNA. RefSeq lists its product as uncharacterized. The coding region runs from base 1 to 594 and encodes 197 amino acids. The transcript has 2 exons. The record is from RefSeq and is a predicted model, not a curated record. Lineage: Eukaryota; Fungi; Ascomycota; Eurotiomycetes; Eurotiales; Aspergillaceae.